Molecule: messenger RNA, 476 nt
Organism: Ochotona curzoniae (black-lipped pika)
Lineage: Eukaryota; Metazoa; Chordata; Mammalia; Lagomorpha; Ochotonidae
Gene: PFN4
Product: profilin family member 4
Exons: 4
Coding region: 87-476 (129 amino acids)
Cellular component (GO): cell cortex
Molecular function (GO): actin monomer binding
Source: RefSeq, a predicted model, not a curated record
CGGUCUGAUACUCAAACGACCUUCCAUGCAUUUCGUAUUCACCCGGCUUUUCCUGCCCUGCAGUUCCCUCUCGAGGCUGAAGGGUCAUGAGCCACCUGCAGAACCUGCUGCUGGACACACUGCUGGGCACGAAGCACGUGGACUGCGCCGCCCUCAUCAGGAUCCAGGAGCGCACCCUGUGCGUGGCGUCGCCAGGAUUUAGUGUAAUGCCAAGUGAUGUCCGGACUCUUGUGAAUGGAUUUGCCAAGAACCCUUUGCAAGCUCGAAGAGAAGGGCUGUAUUUCAAGGAAAAGGACUACAAAUGUGUGCGGGCAGAUGAACAUUCACUUUAUGCUAAGAAUGGAAACACUGGUGUGAUUGUGGUGAAGACCCACCUGUAUCUUCUGGUGGCCACAUACACGGAGAACAUGUAUCCCAGUGUCUGUGUGGAAGCCACAGAGAAGCUGGGAGAAUAUCUAAGAAAAAAAGGAAAUUAG